UUUGGUGCCAUCCUGUUUAUGCAUUUAACAUUGUCUGUAAAUUUUCAGCUGCCAUUUUGGUGCCAUCCAUCUGUCAUCCACCACUUUUCUUGACUUUGUUUAUGCACACUUUUCUUUGUUUAUGCAUUUAACAUUGUUUGUAAAUUUUCAGUGACCUUUUUGGUUCUAUCCCUCUCUGGUACCUAUUGCUAUUCUUCGUUGAAUUCGAACCCAGGAAUGAGUAACCUCAAGUUAGCGGUGGAGGUUGUGAGUGCCCAUAACCUUAUGCCGAGACAUGGACAAGGCACAACCAGUGCUUAUGUGGAGUUCCUGUUCGAUGGUCAGAGAGCCCAAACCAGCACAAAAGUAAGAGAUGUCAAUCCUGUUUGGAAUGAAACCAUCUUCUUUGAUGUCUCCGAUCCAAACCGCCUGCCUGACCUCGUUGUUGAGGCCAAUGUUUUCCACAAAGGAAAUGCCAACUCCACAACUUUCCUUGGAAAGGUUUGUUUGCCUGGGACAUUAUUCGUUCCAUGCUCUGAUGCUGUUGAUUCGCGCCACCCUCUUAAAAAAAGAGGUAUUUUCUGUUUCUCCCGCGUGAAAAGAGAGCUUGUUCUAAAAGCUUUUCACACUGGUAAUCAUUACCUUGCAAACCCAAAUCAAUCGCAGCCAUCGGUGAACCAUGAGGCGCAGUCUGAAUCCCAUGAGCCUCCUAAAGUAAUGCGUUUACCUCGACCGUCUGAUUAUCUGCCUAAAGAGACAAGUCCUUGCUUGGGAGGGGGGCACGUUGUUCGUGGGCGAUUUGUGCGUGGAGACAGUCCAGUCAUCAGCACCCAUGAGCUUGUCGAAACAAUGCAUUACCUGUUUGUACGCGUUGUGAAGGCCCUCGAUCUUUCUUGCCGUGACACAUAUGUGGAAGUGAAAGUUGGCAAUUACAAAGAAAUUACAAGAAAUUUGGAGAGAAAGCAGAACCCUGAAUGGAAUGAGGUGUUUGCGUUUCCAAAGGAAAACCUGCAGUCAUCUGAAUUGGAUGUUGUGGUCAAAGACAAGGAACUUGUAGAUGGUGACUUUGUUGGGUCUGUGCGGUUUGCUCUCAAUGAAGUUCCGACCCGAGUUCCACCUGAUAGUCCAGUGCCUCCGGAAAGGCAUCAGGUAGUAGACAAGGAUGGGAAGAAGAAAGGGGAACUCAUGCUUGCUGUAUGGUAUGGCACUCAAGCUGAUGAAGCUUUUCCAAAUGCCUGGUACUCUGAUGUAAUUCUUCCUGCUGAUACGUCUUCAGCUGCUUAUACACAUGUCCGCUCAAAAGUUUACCCUUCACCAAGAUUAUGGUAUGUACGGGUAAACGUGAUUGAGGCACGGGACCUGGUUGUACCUGACACAUCUCGAAUCCCAGUUGCAUACGCAAGUAUACAAAUCGGUCAUCAGUGUUUAAAGACAAAAGAAGUUCAAUCUUUGAACCCAAUGUGGAACGAGGAACUUAUGUUUGUCACUGCCGAACCCUUUGAUGAUCAACAUCUGAUCGUUUCUGUUGAAGAUCAUGUAUGUCCAGAGGAGACAUUAGGAAGAGUUUCCAUAGCAUUGAACUCCGUUGAGAGGUGCGGUGAAUCUGCCGAUGAUGAUCAAAUUAUCUGUGGGCAGUGGUUUAACCUUGACAUGUCUCUGUCAAAUGUCAUGGAGAGAGAUAUUGAUCAUAAGUUUUCCAGGAGAAUCCAUCUCCAUGUUUGUCUAGAUGGAGGGUACCAUUUACUUGAUGAUUCUUCUAACUAUUGCAACGACCUGCAGCAGCCUGUUGGUGUCUUAAAGCUCGGAGUUCUAAAUGCCAAAGACCUAAUGCCAAUGAAAACAGAGACUGGGAAGGCUACAACUGACUCGUAUUGUGUAGCGAAGUAUGGCGACAAAUGGGUUCGUACUCGAACCAUAACUAACAGCACAAGUCCAAAAUACAAUGAGCCGUACACUUGGGAGGUAUAUGAUCCUGUCUCAUUUCUCACAGUGGGGGUUUUUAAUAACGGGCAGAUUGGCAAUUCAAGUGGGAAAAAAGAUAAAGAAAUUGGCAAGGUCCGGAUUCAAAUCUCUACCCUCGAAUCAGACCACUUGUACACACACUCUUAUCCGUUGCUAUCCGUUUCUUCUUCUGGUGUCAAGAAGACGGGCGAAUUACAUCUUGCAAUAAGAUAUUCAUGCAUAUCAUUUGUGAAUCUAAUGUUGAUUUACUCUCAACCUAUUUCGGUAAAGAUACAGCCAGGCACAUUGAGGAACCAAGCUGUAUUGGUGGUGGCAGAUAGGCUUGCUCAGGUAGAACCACCUCUUGGGAAGGAAGUAGUUAAAUACAUGUACUCUGAUGCUGCAGAUGUUCAUGCUUGGAGCAUGAGGCGCAGCAAGGCAAACUUUUUCAGAAUGAUGUCUGUUUUAUCACCGUUCAUUUCUGUUCGGAAAUGGUUUGAAGAAGUAUGUGCAUGGAGAAGUCUCAUUAUAACAGUGCUAGUACAUGUCCUGUUUGUGAUGCUGGUGUGCACUCCGAAACUUAUUUUGUCAACUGUUUUCCUAUACACGAUCGUAAUAGGGAUUUGGAACUUCCGGGACCGCCAAAGACACCCUCCCCAUGUGGACACAAGGCUCUCCCAUGCAGACUCUACGCACCCUGAUGAGCUUGAUGAAGAAUUUGACACAUUUCCAACUUCACGACCAAUUGAUAUAAUUAGGAUGAGGUACGACCGCUUGAGGAGUAUUGCCGGAAGGAUUCAAACGGUGGCGGGGGAUGUUGCAAUGAUAGGGGAGAAGAUUCAGAACCUUCUCAGUUGGCGGGAUCCUCGCGCCACUUUUAUAUUCACCACAUUCUGUCUUUUUGUUGCUAUUGUGUUGUUUGUGACACCUUUGAAGGCUGUAGUUAUUAUUGCUGGGUUUUACUUAAUGAGGCACCCAAGGUUCCGGCGUAGGCAACAAAUGCCAUCAGUCCUGGCUAACUUCUACAGAAGGUUGCGCACGAAUGAGGACUCUAUUUUAUAAAUGCCCCAUUAUUCACUUA
Messenger RNA from Pyrus x bretschneideri (Chinese white pear), 3001 nucleotides. Its product is annotated as FT-interacting protein 7. Lineage: Eukaryota; Viridiplantae; Streptophyta; Magnoliopsida; Rosales; Rosaceae. The record is from RefSeq and is a predicted model, not a curated record. Bases 217 to 2982 code for a protein of 921 amino acids. The transcript has a single exon.